Molecule: messenger RNA, 1053 nt
Organism: Racocetra persica
Lineage: Eukaryota; Fungi; Glomeromycota; Glomeromycetes; Diversisporales; Gigasporaceae
Source: the annotation of a GenBank genome assembly
AUGGAUUCCUUUCAACAAGUAGAUGCUUCUUUUCAACAAAUAGACGAACUUGUUAAGGAGUAUCUGUUAUUCAGAGGAUUUUCUGCUACUUUUCGUUCUUUUGAAUCAGAAUGCCGGAAUGAUAAAGAUAAAAGAUUUCAGGCUGAAAAAAUUAUUGAAGAAUUAUUUUCAUUUAUCACGAAUAGUGAUGUAAAUGGAUUAAUGGAUUACUGGAGAUAUCUUGAUCUAAGAUAUUUCUCAAGACUGGAUGCUAGAUUUUUUGGAAGUGUUAAGAAAUUUGAAGAGUGCCUCUUAAAAUAUUACCUUGUUUAUGGUAAAUCUUUUGGUUCAUUAUUCGUUAUUGUUGUCGUUACUCAGGAGACACAACAAAAACGAAAAGAAAAAGUUUUUGAGUUCUUUGAUGCAUUUGGAACAGAGUUGAAUGGAAAUUCAGAGUGGACAAAAUGGUUUGGAUUACCAUUUUCGAAAGAUCCGACAACUGAUCCAAAUUUUGAAAUAUUUUUUACUAAACAGUGGUUAGAAGUGUUUACAACAUCUCUACAUAAUUUUCUUAACACAAUAUUUCAAAAUAUGCCCUUACCAAGUUUAUUAUGUUUCAAUUUGGAUCGUAUUCAACGAUACAUUUUAGAAGAUGAAGUUCAGUCUCUUCAACAUGAAAUAGACAGUAUUAAAAAUGGUAAAACAGAUUCGGAGAGUACUGAUACUGAGAUUAAGCAAAAUCUCAGCAGAUCACAAGAAUCAACAAACCAUACAAGGAUGUUAAAUCGUACAAAAUCUUUGUUUGAUCAAAAAGAGAAGGAUUCUUUUUCACGUUCACAGUCCACUACUCCAAAUAAAGGAUUGGUUGUUAUUCCCGAUCAUUACGGAGUAAAAUCUCCUGAGAUAUAUGCAGAUGAUUUGAGUCUGACUCCGAUAUCGGAAUAUGCUAUAGAUAAUUCGCAAGAAUUGCCUGGUGAAGAUAUUAAUCCAUUUACCAUUAUGAAUCAGGAAAUAUAUUUAGAGCACACAUCAGGAAUAUCACUUGCUAAAUUCUCACAUAAGGGUAAUUUAAUC